Botrytis sinoallii is the source of this 1648-nucleotide messenger RNA. RefSeq lists its product as uncharacterized. Gene Ontology annotation, biological process: transmembrane transport; spermidine transport; spermine transport. The record is from RefSeq and is a predicted model, not a curated record. NCBI's taxonomy places the organism in Eukaryota, Fungi, Ascomycota, Leotiomycetes, Helotiales, Sclerotiniaceae. The coding region runs from base 1 to 1545 and encodes 514 amino acids. Gene Ontology annotation, molecular function: spermine transmembrane transporter activity; spermidine transmembrane transporter activity. The transcript is spliced from 4 exons.
AUGAAUGAGAGAAAAAGCAGCCAAGGUACUUCAUUUUCUGAUGAAUUAAAUGAGAAACAACAACCUCAAUGUUGUUUGAGAUGGGAAAGAUAUUCAUAUGCACCACAACGUCCUCGAGGCACUUCGAUUAUUCUGAAAGACGAUGAGAAUGCUCGUAACUGGUCUCCUGUUAUCAAAUAUGCUAUUUCCAUUUCGGUUUUAUACACAGCAUUUGCAGCAACUUUUGGGAAUUCAACCUACACGGGAGGUAUGCCAGGUGUCGUUACAUCGUUCGGAAUUUCAAAAACAAUAGCCACUAUUCCGAUAUCAUGUUACUCUGCGGGCCUUGGUAUCGGGGCAUUAUUUUCAACGGCAUUUUCUGAAGUUUUCGGUAGGCGAAUAGUAUACAGAGUUACUGCACCUCUAGCAUUGAUCUUUACUCUUUCGGGAGGAUGUGCCACAAACUUUGCCACGAUUGCCAUCGCCCGAACACUCGCUGGUCUUUUUGCAUCUCCUUGUCUGACAGUCGGUGGAGGAAUCAUUAGUGAUGUAUGGAAUAUCAGUCUCGAGAAAACUGGAACUACAUUUGCUGCUUUGUUCGUACUGUUUGUAGUUGGUGGUACCCAGACCGGGCCCAUGGUCAGUGCAGCGAUAAUAACAAAUCAUUCCUGGCGAUGGGAAUUCUGGGUGUCGGCUAUACUUUUCAGCGGCUCUACAAUUUUCGCCUAUUUACUUCCCGAAACUUAUCAACCACAGAUACUGCGCCGCCGAGCAGAAGCAAGAAUGGGUCUCAUAACUACCAGGGCAACACUUGCAAGACUUGUCCUUACCUCACUCGGAAGACCUUUACACAUGUUACUCGUCGAACCUACAGUCUUUUCAACCGGUCUCGUUAUGGCAAUAACACAAUCUGUGGUCCUUUCCUACCUCGUAUCAUAUGCUAACUUGUUUGAGAAAAUCUACCAACACUCACCAUAUGAAGUCGGAAUGGCAUUUUGUCCUUUGAUAAUUGGAAGUGUGACUGCACUUCCGACGAUUGCCAUCUUUGAUCGACUAUUUUAUCGAAAACCACGAAAUGAAGCAAUCCGAACUGGGACCAAGGUUGCACCAGAGAAACGAUUAUAUCCAGCCAUGUUGGGGUCUAUCACAUUUCCUAUGUCUUAUUUUGGCAAGAAGAUGACUUUAUUCCAUUUAUCUUUUUGUAUUACUGACAACAUGAUUAGGCUCGCAUGGACAGGUCGCGCGGAUAUUCCUUCAAUUAUACCAACUCUAUCUGGCGGAAUAUUCGGUUUCUCAUUUGUUCUCACCAUGCUAUGUCUCCCAGUGUAUCAUAGCGACUUCUACACUGCUCACUAUAGUGCAUCAAUGUUAGCCGCCCUAACAUUCAUGCGCUUCUUUAUCUCGGCUUGUUUCCCUCUCAUAACACCAACGAUUCUCGACAAACUUGGCUUUACAUGGGCAACAUCGAUGCUGGGCUUUGUUACUGUAUCUUUGAUACCAAUUCCUUGGAUCCUGUAUAGGUUCGGUCCUUACUUGAGAACUAAAAGUCAAUACAUACAAGCAUAAUUGAAGACCAUGGGCAUCCUGGUGGCAUCUCGACCAAUUUUCAUUCAUAUAUAUAAGCGGACUGGUGGAUUUACUUGCUUCGAGAUCAUAAUUAAUAAUAGUG